UCUGACUAUUAGCUCUGGUCAGCAAACUGUUGUUGCGAGGUUUAUUAAGUUGAAACAGGCUAACAUUACACCCGGCAGCCUUGCAUUAAAUAGCGGCUGGCCAUAGUUAGCUUAGUCGGCCUAGUCUGUGAUGGGGGAUUCAGGAUUUGUAUUGUUUUUCGUUGACGCUGUUGCUGCUGCUAUGCCCCCUUUUCUCCCGUUUCGUACGUGCAAACAGGAACGAUAAAAACAACGUUUUAUUCGACAUAAGGUUGAGGCUAGAUAACUACAUACAGUUAUAAAAUAAAGAGUAUACGCCUGGAGAAAUCUACUUCGAUUUUGAGUUGACGUAAGACGUGGGCACGACGUCAUACGUCUGGACGAGGAUCUUGACAGUCCAACAGUAGCUGUCAGGCGCAAACUGUUUCAGCAAGUCAGCGUCACCCUGAAGACAGGAAGGCAGAAAAGGAUCCUUUGAGAAUGUCGAGCUCUCUGGUUGUGUGUGAAGUGGAUGAAAGUCUCAAAGAUAAACUGAAAAAGUUUAGAUUUCGAAAAGAGACCAACAAUGCUGCCAUACUAAUGAAAAUCGAUAUGGAGAAACAACUUGUUAUCCUUGAGGAGGAAUAUGAGGACAUCUCACUGGAUGAUCUGAAAGAGGAACUCCCAGAGCGGCAGCCCAGAUUCAUUGUCUACAGCUACAAAUAUGUCCACGCUGAUGGUAGGGUGUCUUACCCUCUGUGUUUCAUAUUCUCAAGUCCAAUGGGAUGUAAGCCAGAGCAACAGAUGAUGUAUGCAGGCAGCAAGAAUCGGCUGGUCCAAGCUGCAGAGCUCACAAAGGUCUUUGAAACAAGAAACGCUGAUGACUUGACAGAGGAAUGGCUGAAGAAACAGCUGGCAUUUUUUCGCUGAAUAUGCAUCUUCCAAACCUUCAAACUGUCUUUUUCAUUGUGGAAAAAUAUCAACUUUGAUUGUUGUGUGUUAUUGCUAUUAAAUGACUUACUGUAUGCAACCUA
Thunnus maccoyii (southern bluefin tuna) is the source of this 992-nucleotide messenger RNA. RefSeq names its product glia maturation factor, gamma (gene gmfg). Gene Ontology annotation, cellular component: actin cortical patch. The transcript is spliced from 9 exons. Gene Ontology annotation, biological process: negative regulation of Arp2/3 complex-mediated actin nucleation; actin filament debranching. Gene Ontology annotation, molecular function: Arp2/3 complex binding; actin binding. The record is from RefSeq and is a predicted model, not a curated record. Lineage: Eukaryota; Metazoa; Chordata; Actinopteri; Scombriformes; Scombridae. Bases 460 to 888 code for a protein of 142 amino acids.